Molecule: messenger RNA, 1548 nt
Organism: Oreochromis aureus
Lineage: Eukaryota; Metazoa; Chordata; Actinopteri; Cichliformes; Cichlidae
Product: C-type lectin domain family 17, member A-like
Exons: 9
Coding region: 53-1153 (366 amino acids)
Molecular function (GO): signaling receptor activity
Source: RefSeq, a predicted model, not a curated record
CGCUGAGCUACACAUCUCUCCAUUUAGGAAAUAAUUUGCCUGCUUGUGAGCAAUGGAGGAAAUUUCUGCCCGUGCUGAAUCUGCUGAACAAGACAACCCAAAACCGUCAACACAUCACACAGGUCCAAACAGCUGUAAGGGGAAUCGUUAUUUAGGUGUCAUUGUGUUUUGGAGUCUGCUGGGUGUUUUACUUCUAACUAGAUUUGUCACUCAUGGUGUCCACUACUUCAUUAUGAUUGAGGAAAGAGACAGCCUGAAUGCAAAUCUCUCCACUGUGAGUAAAAAACUUGCCGUCAUGAGUGAGGAAAGAGACCUGCUGCGUGCCAACCUCUCUGAAAAUCUCAACGAGUUUGAAAGGCUUCUGAGUUUGUACAAACAGAAAAAAACAUGUCCUGUAGGAUGGAGCAGCUUCAGCCAUAGCUGCUAUCUCCUCUCGGAAAGCUUUGGUUCCUGGGAUGCAGCCAGAAAGGACUGCAAAGACAGAGGAGCAGAUCUGGUGGUUAUUGACAGCGCUGAAGAACAGACCUUUCUCUCUACGAUCACCACAAAAGACGCUUGGAUUGGUUUAAAUGACAAAGAACAGGAGGGAACAUGGAAAUGGGUAGAUGGGACUCCACUGACUCUGACGUACUGGGCAAAAACACAACCUGAUAAUGGUGGAAAACAGGACUGUGCUUAUGUCACAAAGGAUGAGAGAAGGUCUUGGGGUGAUGGUUGGUGUUUGAUAGAAUAUCGUCAAUGGAUCUGCGAAAAAACACCAAACCCAAAAAAUACAUGUCCUGUAGGAUGGAGCAGCUUCAACCAUAGCUGCUAUCUCCUCUCUGAAAGCUUUGGUUCCUGGGAUGCAGCCAGAAGGGACUGCAGAGGCAGAGAAGCAGAUCUGGUGGUUAUUAACAGCCCUGAAGAACAGAACUUACUCUCUAAAAUCACCACAGAAGUUUGGAUUGGUUUGAAUGACAAAGAACAGGAGGGAACAUGGAAAUGGGUAGAUGGGACUCCACUGAAUGUGACGUACUGGGCAAGUGGUCAGCCUGAUAAUGGUGGAGAAGAGGACUGUGCUCAUGUCAUAUGGGAUAAACAAAAAUUUUGGAAUGACCUUUCAUGUUCAUCUUCUCGUCACUGGAUCUGUGAAAAAGUUUCAGAAAACAACUGAUUUCAGAGAGAUGACCUAUUCAUAAAUGUUUUGCAGUUUUAUCUUUAACUGCAUUAAGUAUAAUUCUGUGUUGCAAUUUUAGCCUAAAAUGAGGUGUUUGGUCUCUAGGUGUGGUUUUUUGUUGUUUUUUUUUUAAUAUGUAUGUUUACUUUUAUAAUAUACCAUAUUUUCCGCACUUAAAAUCCCUUAAUUUUCUGAAAAAUUGACAGUGCACCUUAUAAUCUGGUGCGCCUUAUGUAUGAAUUCUGGUUGUGCUUACUGACCUCGAACCACUUUUAUGUUGUACACAGCGCUCAAAUGUCUGUCAAAAAAAAUGUUUUAGUACGACUUUGGUAAGCUAUGAAGCAGCACCGCUUGAUGGAUUGUCGGAGCAUUACGACUACCGUAGUCAGGAG